This is a messenger RNA of Scleropages formosus (Asian bonytongue), 2325 nucleotides long. It is a transcript of the gene utp15, whose product is annotated as UTP15 small subunit processome component. Bases 146 to 1729 code for a protein of 527 amino acids. Gene Ontology annotation, cellular component: nucleolus. The transcript is spliced from 13 exons. Gene Ontology annotation, biological process: rRNA processing; positive regulation of transcription by RNA polymerase I. Gene Ontology annotation, molecular function: protein binding. The record is from RefSeq and is a predicted model, not a curated record. Lineage: Eukaryota; Metazoa; Chordata; Actinopteri; Osteoglossiformes; Osteoglossidae.
GUAGGAGUAAUAUGGCGGCCCCCUGCGCGCACGUCAACAACGUGAUAGCGCUUUGAAAAGAGAGGAGCGGAGUGGGUUCUGACGCUUUUCGUCAAGUAGGUAAACACGGUAAAACUUAACCGUAUGGUAAACGAAGAGGGGUUUCAUGGCUUCCUACAAAGCAACGCGGAUCCCGAGUUUCCCCAGGCUGGGAGAGAAGGUCACCCAGGACACCCUAUACUGGAGGAACUACAAGACUCCGGUGCAGAUUAAGGAAUUUGGGGCAGUGACUAAAAUAGACUUCUCUCCUCUGUCGCCGCACAAUUACGCUGUGACGGCAUCGACACGGAUCCACAUUUACGGACCCUAUUCUCAGGAACCCGUGAAGAGCUUCACGCGGUUCAAAGACACGGCGUACAGCGGCACUUUCCGCUCGGACGGCCAGCUGCUGGUGGCAGGCAGCGAGGAGGCGCUCAUCCGCCUCUUUGACGUUAGCGGUCGAGUUGCGCUCAGGGAAUACACUGGGCACAGCAAGGCCGUGCAUUUCACAGACUUCUCCGCAGACCGCUUUCAUAUAUUGUCUGGGUCAGACGACUACACGUGCCGCCUGUGGGACAUCCCCAGUUCUGCCGAAGUCUCCCGCUACAGCGAACACACGGAUUAUGUUCGGUGUGGCACUCCAAGCAGGCUAAAUCCAGAUGUCUUCAUCACUGGCUCCUACGAUCACACAGUGAAGGUGUUUGAUUCCCGGAAGGAGAGGAGUGUGAUGACCAUGGACCAUGGGCAGCCGGUGGAGAGCGUGCUUCUCUUCCCUUCUGAGGGGCUCCUCGUGUCUGCAGGUGGGCGCUAUGUCAAGGUAUGGGACAUGCUGAAAGGGGGACAGGUGCUGGUCUCUCUGAAGAACCAUCACAAGACAGUGACGUGUUUAUGCAUGAGCAGCACGGGUCAGAGGCUGCUGUCAGGGUCACUGGACAGGCAUGUGAAGGUUUACAGCACAACAACUUACAAAGUUGUUCAUAAUUUUGACUACGCUGCAUCCAUUUUGAGUAUCGCAUUGGCGCCUAAUGACGACUCAAUCAUAGCUGGGAUGACUAAUGGGGUGCUGAGCGUCAAACACAAGAAACACCCAGAAGACCGGAAAAUGGUCGGCGGUACGAGCAGACAUCGGCCAGCGUACCGUGUCUUUGUUAAGGGGAAGAACUACAUGCCAAAACAGGAUGACUUUUUGGUCCGAAAACGUGAGAAAGCCCACUUGAAACAGUACGACAAAGAGUUAAAGAGGUUCCAGGUGUCCAAAGCUUUGGACUCGGUCCUGAAGCCUCAUGUGCGACUGAAGACACCCGAGGUGACGGUGGCUGUGAUACAGGAGCUGAACCGCAGGGGAACCCUGAAGAAUGCCCUUGCCGGACGGGAUGAGAAAGGCCUUAGCAUCCUACUCAGCUUCCUCAUUAGGAAUGUAGUUGAUUCCAGAUUUGCCCCUAUUUUGCUCACUGUUGCAGAGAUGGUUUUGGACAUCUACAUGAAGGUGGUGGGACAGUCGGCUGUGGUGGACAAGCAGAUCCUGAAGCUGCAGGAGCUUGUCGAGAAGGAGAUCGACUACCAGCAGGAGCUGAUGGAGGUGCUCGGCAUGAUGGACACCCUGUUUGCCACCAUGACGGCCAAGAAAGAAGCAGCAGCCCUGCAGAGCCGAGCAGCCAAUGGAUUGGUGGAGGUCAGAGGUGGACAGGACCAGAUGGUGAAGGCAACCUGAUGCUCCUUGCAACUGCCACCCCUAUUUCCUCAAGUGGACUGAGCGCCUUUUCAAAUCAAUAUGGUGUGGAGCUCAGAGAUUCGCUGCUGGAGUCUGACACAUUUUAACAACAGGACAAAACUCAUAAAACUUUAUAUUUUCACCAGGUUCCAAAAUCUGAACAGUCUACAGAUGUUUGGUUCACUUUUCUACUAACCACUGCAUUUCAAAACUGUCCAAAAAAAUACAAAAGGGUGGAUAAUGUGAAACCUAAUAAUGUUAAUAUUCUUAAGUCCUAUUGGGUGGUUUCCAAGAACAAGUACAUUUUUUAAUGUUUUGGACAAAGUUCCUGGUUUUGUAAUUGAAAGUAAUAUUAUGGAAGCAAUGUCAGUUUUUGUUUUAGUUUCAGGAGAAAUUUUAGCAGUUGAACAGUUUUAUGACUAUAUCUGCCAUUGUAUCCCUGUAAAUCCACUUCAGGUUUGGGUGCUGUUUGUUUUUGUUUUUUUUUUUUUUUUUUAAGUCCAGUGUAAAGUUGUCACAUCCAAAGCAAUGCCUUCAGGCUUUUGGUAUGUAUUUAUAAAAAAAAAAAAAUGGUGUCCUUGUUCCAGAAUGUAAUG